Nezara viridula (southern green stink bug) is the source of this 3427-nucleotide messenger RNA. NCBI's taxonomy places the organism in Eukaryota, Metazoa, Arthropoda, Insecta, Hemiptera, Pentatomidae. The record is from the annotation of a GenBank genome assembly.
GAUUUAUUAAAAUAUUUAUAGUUAAAUUAAUUUUACGAAACCAACUACAAGUGAAGUUAAGCCAUUUAUUCCAAAAUAACAAUGGACAAAUUACAUUAAUUACGAAUACUAUUUUAUACGAUUAAAAAUUCAUAAAAUGUCGAUAAAUUUAUUUAUUUUCUAAAAUUUUUAAUUAUUUUCUUUCAAAUUGGCUUUUUAUCUUAUACAUUGCAAUGCCUUUCAGAUAAUGCCUUUAUAACUAGUUUGCACGUGUAGACUACCUUUCGUUAUACGUCAAGUUCAAAAUCUACUUCAAAGUUAAUUAGUUUUCGGUUUUUAUUUAAAAUAACGCAAAAUGUCAACUAUUGUGGAAAAAAUUGCGGCUAUUGAAGCUGAGGAUGAAUCAAAAGUAUUAGACCUUCUUCUUAAGAGGAGCGGUUUUGAUGAAGAAAAUCUACCUACUUCUACAUCAACUCAGCAAGUUCAAGUUGAGAAGACAGUGUUAGAAGCAUACAAACAAUAUGAUAAGAUUCGACAGUUAUGGGUAGACCCUAGUUUUCCUGAGUUAAGAAGAGAGCUUACUGAAGAUUAUUUACUACAAGUUCUCACCGGCUUAUCUCCAUAUGAAGCUCAUGAUUGCAAUAGAACAUGGCUCUGCUAUUGGAUUGUCCAUUCCCUUAGUCUUUUGAAUCAUGAACUUGACGAGUUUACUAAAAGCCAUGUAGUGAAGUUUUUAAGUCUUUGUCAGAAUAAAACAGGUGGUUAUGGUGGAGGACCUGGUCAUUUUUCUCAUUUAGCUCCUACCUAUGCAGCUGUCAAUACGUUAGUCAUUAUUGGAACUGAAGAAGCAUAUGAAUCAAUUAAUAGAGAAACAUUACUUCAAUUUUUAAAAUCUUUGAGAGUUAGUGAUGGGUCUUUUUAUAUGCAUAUCGGAGGAGAAAUUGAUAUGCGAAGUGUUUAUUGUGCCAUAUCAGUUGCUAAAUUAACUAAUCUGUUUAGUGAUGAACUAUUUCAUGGUAGUGCUGAGUGGAUAAUUAGAUGUCAAACAUAUGAAGGUGGUUUUGCUGGUACUCCAGGAAUGGAAGCUCAUGGUGGUUAUACAUUUUGUGGCUUGUCUGCUCUUUACCUUCUUAAUAAUCAGGAUAUGUGUGACAUGAAAGCCCUCUUGAGGUGGAUUACUAAUAGGCAAAUGAGCUACGAGGGUGGAUUUCAGGGUCGCACGAACAAACUGGUUGAUAGCUGUUACUCCUUCUGGCAAGCUGGUGCUAUCACAAUUAUUAAUAUGAAUUUAUUGGCCCAGGAAAAUGAAAGAAAAUAUUUAGCUACAGAUAGAUGGCUUUUUGAUUGCAGUCUCCUCCAAGAAUAUGUCUUAAUUUGCUGUCAACAUUCUAAAGGUGGUCUUGUCGACAAGCCCCAGAAGAGACGGGAUACAUAUCACACCUGUUAUGCUCUAAGUGGGUUGUCAAUUGCCCAGAAUCUACCUAAUGGAGAACAGUACAGUAUUGGUACUGAUGAUAAUAUUCUAGAACCAGUUCAUCCAGCAUAUAACAUAAGUAUGGCACGAACACAGAAGAACAAGGCAACAGCUGGACAUUUAGGUUUACUGAAGGCAAGAUUGGCUAAACUGAGAAGAGAAUUAAUAACUCCUAAAGGAGGUGGUGGUGGACCAGGUGAAGGAUUUGACGUUGCCAAAACAGGAGAUGCCCGAAUCGGUUUUGUUGGUUUUCCAUCUGUUGGUAAAUCAACCCUGUUGACUACUUUGGCUGGUGUUUAUUCUGAAGUUGCUUCAUAUGAGUUCACUACCCUUACUACUGUGCCUGGUUGUAUUAAGUAUAAAGGAGCCAAAAUUCAGGUGACUCAAUCAGAACUUGAUCUCGACACUGUGAAGAGUAUAUUAGCUGAAUAUAGGAUACAUAAUGCUGACAUCACGUUAAGGUACGAUGCAACCACCGAUGAUUUAAUUGACGUCAUUGAGGGGAACAGGAUUUAUGUUCCUUGCAUCUACCUGUUAAAUAAAAUUGAUCAGAUUAGUAUAGAAGAAUUGGAUAUUAUUUAUAAAAUACCGCAUUGCGUCCCAAUUUCUGCUCACCACAAAUGGAAUUUUGAUGAUUUACUAGAAAGAAUGUGGGAAUAUUUAAAGCUUACUAGAAUUUACACAAAACCUAAAGGUCAGCUACCUGAUUAUAACUCGCCAGUUGUUUUACAUUCUGAAAGAAGGACUGUAGAAGAUUUCUGUAAUAAAUUGCACAGGUCGAUCGCUAAGGAAUUCAAAUAUGCUUUGGUAUGGGGCUCAUCUGUGAAACACCAACCCCAAAAAGUUGGGAAAGACCAUGUACUGAAUGAUGAAGAUGUUGUGCAGAUUGUGAAGAAAGUUUAAAAAGAGAAAAUAUCAAUGGAUUUUAUCAUUGAUUUCCUAAUAAAAACCGAGGAACUAUUUCCAAGUAAAGGAAAUUAUGAUUCUAGGAGAUGAAAACAUUUUGAAUCAGAAGAGAAUGACUUAUGUUUUAAAAACCUCAGCAAAAUAACUUUUUUUCUUCUUUAUUUUUUUAUCACUUGAUAAAUCAUGAUUUUGUGUUGAAUAAAUUAUAUCCAAUAAUAAUUACACACUUGUUUGAAGGUUUUCGUUUAUUAAUUUUUUAAAUAAUAUUUUUAGUUUGUUAAAAUAUUGUAUAGUAACUGGUUGUAUCAGAUGAAAUGUCAAUGGUUUUUUAUAAUGUUAACAAUUCACAUAUAUGAAUUUAAAAAUUUUUUAUAUUGCUUUUUUUAAAAACUCAGAAAAAUGAUUUCAUUGUAGAUCAUAUUCUUUGCAUGAAUUUAAAUAUUUGGCACAAAAGGAUUUAAUCCAAUGCCUUAUUCAAUGACCAUUCAAUAACUUUUCUGAUGUGUAUUGAAGAAAUCUAAUUUUACUUCUUGAUGGAUUAUAUGAUUUAUUUCUAAAAGGAUAUUCAUUGGUCCUAAUUAGCAUUUCUUAAUAAAUGCUUAUUUUUAAUUAUAUGUUCUACUCUAAUUACUAAUUUGUGUAUUCGGACAUUUCAUGUGAUUGAACCAAAUACUCAUCUAUUCAAAGUAAUUGUUUUAAUAUUAUAAAAAGAGGUAUAUAUAUGUACUAAAUUUUCAGAGUAUAUAUUUUUAUAUUUUUGUUUUGUCAUAUAAUUCUUUUACUGCUCCAUUGGAAUCUGAUGUGUUACUUAAUAUUAUAUUUUCUUCUGAAGUAAAUUUAAUUUAAAUUAAAAAAACAAUUACAGUUUGGUCCAUCUUAAAAAAAAACUUUAUAUAAUAUAUAAUUUAUAUUGUAAAUUAUUUACAUUGUUAAUACUGUUUGGAAAAUUGUUCUAAUUAUCAUCAACAAUAAAUAUUUAUAGAUCUAAAUGAAUAUUUCUUUUUCAUGUUCUUACUGAAUGAAAUAUUUUUAUUUAUUUUUGUAAAUAAAUCUUGUUCUGAUUUAAAA